Molecule: messenger RNA, 1035 nt
Organism: Vicia villosa (hairy vetch)
Lineage: Eukaryota; Viridiplantae; Streptophyta; Magnoliopsida; Fabales; Fabaceae
Exons: 1
Coding region: 1-1035 (344 amino acids)
Molecular function (GO): zinc ion binding; nucleic acid binding
Source: RefSeq, a predicted model, not a curated record
AUGGAUAAAUGGAAAUCAGUAAGUUUCUCAAAGGAGGAGGAAGAAGGAAUAACGGCUGAGGUUGAAGAAGUGUGUGAAGGAGAAAUCUUCCAACGGACCUUAGCGGGGAGGCUAUGGACAGACAACAGCUUCAACUCAAAAGCGUUUACAAAUACAAUGGUGGGGGCUUGGAAGCUGAAAAACCCAAUCGAAGUGCAGGAACUGAACAAAAAUCUUUUCCUCUUUCGUUUCGCAACGAGAAGGGAUCUAGAGAAUAUACUGAAGAACGGCCCUUGGAGUUUUGAUAGAAACUUGUUGGUGCUCAGCAGGAUUACAGGUGAAGAACAACAUCCAGAUCUUAAUAUGCAUUACGGUACUUUCUGGGUCCGUAUUUAUGAACUACCGCUAAUGCUUAGAUCCGAGGCGAUGGCGAAGAAACUAGGAGGUAUUCUGGGCGAGUUUGAGGAACUUGACACAAAAGAGGCUCAUCGGAACGGAAUAUUUCUAAGGAUAAAAGUCACCAUUGAUCUAAAGAAAUCGCUUAAGAGAGGAACUGUGGUGAAACUCAAGGAGAAAAAUCUACGCGUUCACUUCAAAUACGAGCGCUUACCCACAUUUUGUUUUGUGUGUGGAAAGCUAGGACACCAGAUAAAGGACUGUGAAACGGUGGGAGAUUUAAGUGAUGAAGGAUUUGAAGAAAACGAAGAACAAGAUCUAGCAUUUGGAGCAUGGCUGCGUGCAUCACCUCUGCCGAGAAUUCAGGAAGAAGCGAAGAGGAAGGAUUCCACAUCUAGCUCAUGCAGUAAAAACCUAUCCAAUGUCUCUUCUAGUCACAGUAGAUGCGAGGAAAGAGGAAGAAGCAAGGAUAUAGAGGAAGGAGAAGUGGAGCAACUACAGGUAAAAGAUCAAAUGGAGAAAGGGGAAGGUACAAAUACGAACAGAGAAAGCGGUAAGGAACUGAUGAUUAAAGGAAGUAACUCAAAUCAGAAAGGAAAGGGAGUUGGUAAAGCGCUACUGGAAAUAGAGGCAAUGGCAGAAUCAUUGUUGGAGCGGUAA